AUGUUCGGAGAGCUGGUGUGCGGCCCUCCGGGUAGCGGCAAGACGACAUACUGUGAGGGGAAGCGGCAGUUUUUGAGCGUGUACGACCCAACUCGACCCGUCGUUCUGCUCAAUCUGGAUCCCGCCAAUGAGGACGUGUUCCCAUACCCAUGCGAUGUCGACGUGCGGGAACUUGUCUCACAUGCGCGUGUCAUGGAGGAGGAAGGCUUGGGCCCAAAUGGCUGCUACGUGUUUUGUGCAACCGUGAUGGAGCGCAACAUGGACUGGAUCUGUCGCAAAAUUGAGGAGGCGGUGGAGCGGCGACUGCACGAUAUUGCCUCGACGGUGACCAGCCACGCAGCAUCAGGCGGGCUGUCUUCGACGCGUGCGCCGUAUCUAGUGGUGGACUGCCCCGGGCAGGUGGAGUUUUACGUGGGGUCGUCUGUCAUGCAUACACUCUUCAGAAUGCUGGCGAAGCAAUUGUCGUGCUCCCUGUGCACAGUUCACCUUGUCGAUGCCGCUGUUUCUACGCGUGACGUGGCAACGUACGUGUCAAGCUGCUUGCUGAGUAUCACAACAAUGAUUGAUCACGAGCUCCCGCACGUGAAUGUGAUGAGUAAGUGGGACAUGCUCUCCGUGGAAGAGGCGGAGGAGGGGGAGACGUUUCUGCGCGCUUCGCACUUCAUGGCGGAGGAUUUUGAUCGUUUAUGGAAGCAGCAGUUGCGAAGACGACGACGGGAGCACCGCCGGGCGCAGAUGUACCCCACAGCCUCGACGGCCAAGUCUUGCGUUGAUCCGAAACGGAGUGAAAGGGACGACGCGGAGGUGGAGGCGAUUGACCUGCAGAGGGAUGGUGGUCGUCUGUACCACUAUAGCAAGACAGUCAUGGAUGUGGUGGACGGGUACGGCCUGGUGGGGUUUCAGCCCCUGGACGUGCAGUCGCAGGAUAUGAUGCUGCGACUCACACAGCAGAUUGAUGAGGCUCUCGGUAAUUUUGUGUGA
Trypanosoma rangeli is the source of this 981-nucleotide messenger RNA. RefSeq names its product cytoplasmic protein. NCBI's taxonomy places the organism in Eukaryota, Euglenozoa, Kinetoplastea, Trypanosomatida, Trypanosomatidae. Gene Ontology annotation, molecular function: GTPase activity. Bases 1 to 981 code for a protein of 326 amino acids. The record is from RefSeq and is a predicted model, not a curated record. Gene Ontology annotation, cellular component: cytoplasm. The transcript has a single exon.